GGUACCCCAACUGGACCAGCUUGGACGCCUCUUCGCGCCACACACGCCAUGGAUGAGACGCCCCGCUCCACCCGUUCCUGGACGUCGCGAACCUUGGGACCCAUGAAGCGAGGAUCCUUGAGGGGCUCUAUCUUUACGCUGAUGUCCGCAGCCAUAGGUUCGGGCGUUCUAUUGUUGCCCUAUGCAUUCAGUUUGGUGGGGGUGCCUGUGGGCAUUUUGACUUUGCUGUUUGGAACAUACUGCUUAGCCACAUCCUUGCGAUUGAUCAUCACCAUUUCGCACAUCACAGGCCGGGAUUCCUAUGCCAAGAGCGCGAUCGAAGUGCUGGGCCCUGUGGCAGGACGUGGCUUGGCUUGCCUCAUGGUGGGUGAGGCUCUGUGCGGGCAGGCCGCCUUCAUCAAGUUCUUGUCCGAUCUGUGGCCCCGCGUGCUCCCAAUGGCCUUUGGUCGCCUGUCGAAGACGCAGAUGGCCUUUGUGAUCAUCUUCGCCGCUUUUCCCGCAGCGGCCUCCAAGGACAUGUCCGUGCUCCGGCACGUCACAGUGGUCUCCUUUUUCAGUUUGGCCUUCAUGGCCAGUUUGGUCGUGAGUAGUGCGGUGCAUGAGCCAAACGUGGAGGAGAUCUCUGUGAUCACCUCCGGGACGUCUGAGAAGAUCUGGUAUGUCCUUCCACAGACAUGGUCCUUGGUCCUGAGUGCCUUGUACUGUCAGCAUGUGGCGAUCCCGGUCUACAAGCAAAUGAACAACUUCAACGGCCGCCGCAUCAACAAGGUGCUGUUGCGGUCGUGUACCUCCCUUUCCUUACUCUAUGCCUUGGUGGCGACCUGUGGAGUGAUGGCCCAUGGAGCAAAGACUCCCGAGAACAUCUUGUUGGCCUAUCCCAGCAGCCACCAAGCCGCAUGGCUUGCGCAGCUUUUGACUGGUUGCUCUUUAUUGAUCGCCCUGCCGCUGGGCGUGCAGCCCGCGCGGGACCAACUUCCUGAGGUCCUCUACUCGAUCCGAUCCCUCACAGGCGCUCUCCACUCCUUGGGUCUCCGGCUCCUCUUCGGCCAGCGACCUCAGCGCACGCCCAGCGUCUCGGAGCUGGAGUUCCCCGUGGAGAACGUGAGGCCACCGACCGGGCCACUGCGAGUGCUUCACACCGCGGUGAUCAUGUCUGUGGCAGCUUCUUUGGCAUUGAUCUUCCCCAACGUCACCUCGAUUGUUGGCAUUGCCACGGGAUUCGGCUCGGUACUUUGGACCUUCAUCAUGCCCAUGGUCAUGAUCCUCAUCCUCAGGCACCGGGCGGCGCAUGGGAAGAUCGACGGGGCGCCCCUGCACAUCCCGGGUCUGGGCAGCUCCAAGCGGGAGAGGCUCUUGAACUCCCCCUUGGCCUCGCCGACGUGGUCCCCACGCAACUCGCAGCGCAGCUCGCCCACGCUCUCUCCGGCGCCCAGCGCCACAUCGCUCACGGAGGUCCCAAACCUGGUGCUGGAGGCCCAGGAGGACAUUUGCAUGCAGAUCGAAGAGCCUGACAGUGGCUGGACCAGCACCGUGCUGCACAGCUCCACGCGCGCCGAGACGGGCGGCACCGGUGGUCCACCCGGGCUCCACGGACCGAGCCCUGUGAGAGAUCACUACCCGUGGUCCUUCCAAUUCAGUAUGGGCAUCUUGAGCUUGUCCAUUGGAUCGAUCUUGGGCCUCACCUCCGCCUACCAGUCCUUAGUGAAGGUCCUAUGAGGAUGGCGCGACGGGCUUGCAGUCAGACCUCUGAAGAAUCAAAGCUUUGCCGGCGCUACAGUGAAGAGCUGGGGGCCGGGUGCGCAUUUCAGGGCUCAGGAACCAAUCCACUAGACAGUUGUGACGAUGUGCUUCAAUC
Messenger RNA from Durusdinium trenchii, 1855 nucleotides. NCBI's taxonomy places the organism in Eukaryota, Dinophyceae, Suessiales, Symbiodiniaceae. The record is from the annotation of a GenBank genome assembly.